AAAUUUAUCUUUUCCUUUACCGUUAUUCCAAAUUCCAAAAGUCCAAACAAUGAGUGGAAAAACCAAGAAUCCAAAACAGCCUUUAGUCUGCUUUUUUCUCUGUAUUUUCUUGGUGUUCAUACACAACGCCUCAAACGCCCAAGGACAGGAUCAGAUUGGGUUUGGGUAUCAGGUCAUCUCGUCGGCGGUUGACAGCUCCGGCCGGUCGUUGACUGCCCGGCUUCAGGUCAUCCAGAACUCAUCUGUUUUUGGCCCUGACAUCGUCAAUCUAAGCCUUGUUGCUAGCUUUGAGACAGCGGGUCGUUUGAGAGUGAAGAUCACAGAUGCAGAUAAUGAGAGAUGGGAAAUCCCAGAAGACAUCAUUCCCCGCACAACAAUUGCAAAUUCUUCCUCCCUAUCCCUCGCCCAGGUUGCAGUGGGAGAGAAUAAUCAGUCUUCCAUCUCCGACCCAAACUCCGACCUGGUUUUCACCCUUUACAACACCAUUCCUUUCGGCUUCUCCGUCCAACGCAAGUCCUCAAACGACACCCUUUUCGACGCCUCACCGGUGGCGGGUUCCAAUGAAACCUUCUUGAUCUUUAAGGAUCAGUACCUGCAGCUUUCGUCGUCAUUGCCGGCCAGCAGUUCGUCUCUGUACGGGCUUGGAGAGCAUACGAAGACCACGUUCAAGUUGCAGAGCCCGCAAACGCUCACGCUCUGGACUGCGGAUAUAGCCAGCUUCAAUCGCGACCUCAAUCUGUACGGCUCCCACCCUUUUUACAUGGACGUGAGAUCCCUCCCUCAACCUGGGGUCACCCAUGGGGUCUUGCUGCUCAACAGCAAUGGAAUGGAUGUUGUGUAUAAUGGCGAUAGGAUUACUUACAAGGUCAUUGGUGGCAUUCUUGACCUUUAUUUCUUUGCCGGCCCUACGCCUGAAUUGGUGAUGGAGCAGUAUACAGAGCUCAUUGGCCGCCCUGCUCCUAUGCCUUAUUGGUCCUUUGGAUUUCACCAGUGUCGUUAUGGUUAUGUGAAUAUUGACGAAGUUGAAGGAGUGGUGGCUGGGUAUGCAAACGCCUCAAUACCCCUAGAGGUUAUGUGGACAGAUAUUGAUCACAUGGAUGCCUACAAGGAUUUUACUUUUGAUCCUGUAAAUUUCCCACCAGAGAGGAUGAAGGCAUUCGUUGAUAAACUUCAUCAGAAUGCUCAGAAAUAUGUGCUCAUUCUUGAUCCAGGGAUUAGCAUAAACGACUCAUAUCCCACCUACACCCGAGGGCUACAAGCUGAUAUAUACAUCAAGAAGGAUGGUGUUCCAUACCAGGGACAAGUCUGGCCUGGAAAUGUAUACUUCCCGGACUUUGUAAACCCAGCAACCACCACCUACUGGAGCAAUGAGAUCAAGAUGUUCUGGGAUGUUGCUGAAUUCGACGGCCUGUGGAUCGACAUGAAUGAGUUAUCCAACUUCAUAACAUCUCCUUCCAACGAAUCCUCCUCGCUCGACAACCCGCCCUACAAGAUCAACAACUCUGGAGGCCAGAGGCCGAUCAACGAGAGAACUGUCCCUCCAACGGCGCUCCAUUUUGGCAACAUUCCAGAGUAUGAUGUUCAUAACCUGUAUGGGUUCCUGGAAGCCAAGGCCACAAAUGAGGCUUUGAUCAAUGUUACUGGGAAAAGGCCUUUCGUGGUGGGCAGGUCUACCUUUGUUGGGGCUGGCAAGUACACUGCACAUUGGACUGGUGACAAUGCUGCAAGUUGGGAUGAUUUGGGGUUUAGCAUUACAGGCAUUUUGAACUCUGGGCUGUUUGGGAUUCCCAUGGUUGGAGCUGACAUUUGUGGCUUUGCUAGAGCUACUACAGAAGAGCUUUGCCAACGCUGGAUCCAGCUUGGGGCAUUCUAUCCCUUUUCAAGAAACCAUGGAGAGAAGUCCAGCAACCACCAUGAACUCUAUCUCUGGGAAUCUGUUGCUGCAUCAGCCAGGAAGGUGCUGGGGCUGCGCUAUCGCCUCCUCCCAUACUUUUACACAUUGAUGUACGAGGCACACACCCGCGGUGUCCCCAUCGCAAGGCCGCUCUUCUUCUCAUUCCCACAGGACACCAACACAUACCAAGUUUACUCCCAGUUUCUCCUCGGCCAGGGGGUGCUCAUUUCACCGGUUCUAACUCAAUCUGCAGUCUCAGUAUCGGCUUACUUCCCAUCCGGAACCUGGUACGAUCUCUUCAACUACUACAACUCCGUGGCGGCAGAAUCAGGGAAAACCGUCACUCUCGACGCCCCUCUCGACCACAUAAACGUUCACCUCCGGGAAGGCCACAUCCUGGCCCUGCAGGGGGAGGCAAUGACAACACAGGCGGCCCGCAACACUUCGUUCGAGCUGCUCGUGGCUCUCGACAGCACGGGCAACAGUUCCGGUGAGGUUUUCUUGGAUGACGGAGAGGAAAUCGAGAUGGGCGGGGCCGAUGGGAGAUGGAGCUUGGUGCAUUUCCAAACCAGUAGAGUGGGAGCCAAUGUAACUCUCACAUCAGAGGUAACAAAUCCGGAAUUUGCAGCAAAUAGCAGUUUGAUCAUACAGAAAGUGACUGUUCUUGGAAUGGAUAAUAGCACCAACUCAUCAUCAUCUGGUGUUGUGGAGAUUACUGGCCUGAAUUUGCCUAUAGGGACAAAUUUUACUUUGGAGCUGAAACCACAGUAGUAAGAAUUGCAGACAAUCAUCAUUGUAGUAUGCUAAUGAUCCUUAACAAGGAUAAGCAGGAGCUCAGUAAACUAAGAUGGUUAGUUUAUUUAAUUUACCUCUUGAAAUCACUGUAUCGGAACAUUCUCAAUUAAUUAUUCCACCAAAGAAAGAGAAUAAAAAUUGGAGUAGUUUUUUUCAA
Messenger RNA from Ipomoea nil (Japanese morning glory), 2846 nucleotides. RefSeq names its product alpha-glucosidase-like. Bases 50 to 2665 code for a protein of 871 amino acids. The transcript has 5 exons. Gene Ontology annotation, molecular function: carbohydrate binding; hydrolase activity, hydrolyzing O-glycosyl compounds. Lineage: Eukaryota; Viridiplantae; Streptophyta; Magnoliopsida; Solanales; Convolvulaceae. The record is from RefSeq and is a predicted model, not a curated record. Gene Ontology annotation, biological process: carbohydrate metabolic process.